Molecule: messenger RNA, 2209 nt
Organism: Astrephomene gubernaculifera
Lineage: Eukaryota; Viridiplantae; Chlorophyta; Chlorophyceae; Chlamydomonadales; Astrephomenaceae
Source: the annotation of a GenBank genome assembly
UGCACCUUUCCGUUUUGUAACAUUAGUACCUUACGUUUUAGACCUAAUAACGAUAAUUGCGGUAUAGGCGCAUCUUGCUGAAGACUGUAUGACGAAGACCUGCUAAGUACCAGCAUCUCCAUUGUGACUCGAUGAUCUGCUUGUUAGCUAGAUAAGCCUUUUAAGGGCUGUAGUUGAAGCUGGUGCUUGGAAGGCGCGAACAUGGCAUACCCUUCGGCGAGGCUGCUUCUGGUGCUAGCUUUAGGAGUUACAGCGCUGUCUACCUGUAGCGGCAUUCAGUACAAUCCAUGUGACCCGCUGACGCCAAUUGCUAGGGGUGACCCGUUCGUGUUAGGGCUUGCACUCCUUCCUGGGAUAAAUGCCACAAAAUUGGCAAACCUGACGGCCACUUACGGUGGGAUGUGUAAUUCUACUUUUCAACAGCUUUUGACUUCGAAAUACAGUGCAAAACUUGCAAUUUACAACACCCGAGUAGACCGUCUGCAAGUGCUCAGGAUGCCCUACGCGGACAUUAUUUUCAACAUGGUUAACGCGUCCGCCCCCACCAUGGCGCUCGUAGCCUUCAGGGCCAAUGUGUCCUCUCCUCCCAUCUACAUCGUGAGCGGAAACGCAACCGAAACCUACGGCGCGGGUUUCGUGGUGUCAGCGGCGCUGCUGCCGAGGCUGGAGAACGGCAACCUGCAGUACCUCCAGUGGUACGACCAGACCUGCAACGAGUGCGGCGGGCUGCGCUCCCAGCUAUGCGUGUGGAGCACGGAGGCGGGCGUCAACUCCUGCGCCACCCCGCUGGCCAACUGCAGCUGCAGCGCCGUCAGCAGCAGCAACGGCACGUGCAGCUUUGACUCGGACCAGUUUGACGUCUGCUCCACCGCUGUCAAUGUGGCCUGGUUGGGCACCGACCGCUACCAAGCAGUCAUGCGCACGGGGCCGCAGGUGCAGCGACUCAACGCCUACUCCAUCACCUCGCUCUUCAACACGGCGCGAAGCAAGUUUAUUACGCUGAAAAACUACGUGUACGCAAACCUCGCGGACAGCUGGGGUGCCGUCAGCAGCGACGCGCAGAGCCAGUACGUGGACUUUGAGGGCGGGCUGUCGCAGUACGACACCCGACCGCCGCCGCCGCCACCCGCGCCUCCCGCGCCGCCGUCGCCACCGUCGCCGCCGUCACCACCCCAUCCCCCCUCGCCACCCAGCCCACCGCCCAGCCCACCGUCGCCGGCACCUAGUGGGGCUAGGCGGUUGCAAGAGGACGGCGCAAGCGACAUCGUUGCUGACGGUCCAUCGGCGACGGUGUCGGAGGCUGCUGCUGAUCCAUUUGGAGACCUCGUGGGUGGUGAGGAGUAGCAGCUAUACAGGCGACACCGUCCUUGGGCGAGGCACCUGGCGUGAGGGUGUAAGCCGCAAGACAUAGGGUUGCGCCUUGUGCGCAUUUGGUGGCGUUAGGUAUUCCUUGCUGUGCUGCUUCCGUAAGCGCCUCGAUCCUACCAGGCGGGUGCGUACAGCCGAAGUGAAGGAAUAUGCGAUGUGUACACCAUAACAGCUUUGAUGCAUGUUCGGUUGGAGUGGUUGCAGUUGCGGUUGCUCUUGUUGGGAGCCGCAUGCACCGACACUAGAAGGCGAGCUUCAGGGCGAUAUCCUCGGUAGGGGCGGCGAGCUGGCGCGUGAGGAGACGUGCUCGAAUCCUGAGCUUUGCAAGGUGGAGGUGGUGGUGGAGGGCAGGGGGCAUGCUUUACAGUUAUUAAUGAUCCUUUCGUGGCUGAGUGUAGGGGAAGGCUAGGUGUUAUGCACCCUAAUGGCAGGCUAUCCCGCAAACAAAAUAGCAGGUUUGUGGAAGGCCCUUUCCUACUCGGGUGUACGCGGAUAAUGUGUGCAACUGGAUAGCCGGGGUCCUAUGUGCCUGACGUAUCCCACGUAUGCGGUGCUAGAAACUCUGGAGGCUGGCAACUACGCCAAUGGCGUGCCUAUGCACGGCGGGUUUCAUCGAUGUGGGCGGUGGCAAUUGUGGCAGAACCCACGGCACGGUUGACAGGUACGGCGAUCGUUUGGGGCACGCAUGUCGGAGGGGCACAUGCUCGUUCUGGGGUCCAGAACGGCUGAUGCGAUGGCAGCCAUGGGUCUGUAGGAAUGAUGCACGUUAGUAAAAGCAUGUUACUGUCGUAAAAGCACGAGGGGGGUAUACUGAUAAAAGGGAGGAUCAUAGCGGCGGAAA